Messenger RNA from Anopheles merus, 1805 nucleotides. Its product is annotated as endochitinase-like. NCBI's taxonomy places the organism in Eukaryota, Metazoa, Arthropoda, Insecta, Diptera, Culicidae. Gene Ontology annotation, molecular function: chitinase activity; chitin binding. Gene Ontology annotation, cellular component: extracellular region. Bases 462 to 1706 code for a protein of 414 amino acids. The transcript is spliced from 3 exons. The record is from RefSeq and is a predicted model, not a curated record. Gene Ontology annotation, biological process: carbohydrate metabolic process; chitin catabolic process.
AGCGAUUAGUUAUUGCAUUAGGAGCACAACCACAUAGGCAAAAAAAUAAACUCGUAUCAGUCUUGCCUUCUUUUGCUAACAGUACAGGCUUUAAUGUCUAGCGUCUUCAUAGGUACUAUAGGUUGUGCUUCCGUUCCCAACGCUCCCCUACUGCCACAAUCGGGUCUGUGGGUUUUAUUGCCCAGAAUUUCCCCUGCUGUUUACCAAACGAACAGGUUUUUUUUCCUACACACCCGGACAUUCGUGCGAGGGGUAAGUGAGUUGUUGUGCGAUGCGCGCGCUGCAUUCUGUAUUAAGACGCGAGCGCGACAACACGCAUCUCGGGACACUGGUUGUCGGUGGUAGCAACCUUGUUUCUGUGCUGGAAUUGAAGCUUUUGCCAAGUGAAAAUCAUGUUUGCUGCUUAGUUGUGGUUUGAAACAUAGAGAAAAGGUGCUAAGCAAAUAGAACAUUCCAUCGUAAUGAAGUUCGCUGUCUGUGUUCUCCUCAUGUGCAGCCUUGCGCUGGCUGCUGAAACCCGUUUCGUCUGCCACUACACGACCUGGUCCCGCGAUCGGCCGGACGAAGGUUCCUUCCAGAUCAACGACAUCCCGGGCAACCUUUGCUCGCACGUCGUCUACAACUUCCUCGGCGUGAACGAAACCUCCUACCAGCUGGAGCUGCUGCAGCCCGAGUAUGACCUCGGCGAGCGGGCGCUCGAACGGUUCGCCGCGCUGAAAGACCAGUUCCCCCACCUGAAGCUGCUGAUCGCGGUCGGUGGCUGGGCGCACGGUGGUGCGCGCUUCAGCGAGAUGGCCAAGUUUCGCACCCGGCGCAAUCAGUUCAUCGGCAGCGUGAUCAAGUUCCUGCACCAGUACCGGCUCGACGGCAUCGAGCUGGUGUGGCUCUAUCCGGGCAACUUCGAUCGGGGCGGCGCUGUGGAGGACAAGGACACCUUCCUCUAUCUCGUGUCCGAGCUGGCCAGGGUGGUGCGGGACGAGAAGAAACCGUACGAGGUGGUGAUACAGGUGCCGGUGGACAUCUCGCGCAUGGCGGUCGGGUACCACCAGGAGGAGCUGUGCGCGGCGGCCGACUUCGUGCACAUGGUCGGGUACGAUCUGCGCGGCUGGUGGAACAACUUUGCCGACGUGCACAGCCCGCUGGCGCCCCGGCCGAACGAUCUCGUGAUGGACAGCUUCGAGCACGUGAACGUGGGGGACGGCGUGCAGGAUUGGCUCGACAAGGGCUGCCCGCCCGAGAAGGUGACGCUCGGGGUGGCCCUGUUCGGCCGCACCUACCUGCUGGACGAUCCGCUCGACAACACGAUCGGUGCGGUGACGAUCGGGGCCGGCGAUCCGGGCCCGUACAGCAACGAGCCGGGCUAUCUCGGCUACUGCGAGUUCUGCCACAAUCUGACCAGCGACGAGUGGACGAAGAAGUGGGACGAUGUGGGCCUGUGCCCGUACGCGUACACCGAGACGACCUGGAUCGGGUACGAGAACGAGCGGUCGCUGCAGGAAAAGAUCAACUACGUGAAGCAGAAGGGACUGGGCGGGCUGUACGCGUUCUCGCUCGAUCUGGACGACUAUAGGGGGGCCUGCGGGGAACCGUUCCCGCUGACCCGCUUCCUAUCGCGCUAUCACGACGAAACGAAGAUCAAAGAUUGGCACAUUUUCGUCUCGACCACGGAGCGGAAGGAGAUCAACACGACGGAAGGCGAAGCGUAACUAUCGUGGGCAACACUCUCUAAGCAUAACACACGCACGCAGCGCAUUGUGUAAUGUAUUUUAUGAUAAAAAAAUAAAGGCAAACUGCAACGCGCUUUA